Messenger RNA from Limanda limanda (common dab), 1321 nucleotides. RefSeq lists its product as uncharacterized. Bases 41 to 1309 code for a protein of 422 amino acids. Lineage: Eukaryota; Metazoa; Chordata; Actinopteri; Pleuronectiformes; Pleuronectidae. The transcript has 6 exons. The record is from RefSeq and is a predicted model, not a curated record.
UAAAGCAGCGAGGGAUCACCCUUUUAUUUACAUUUUCACGAUGGAAUUCCCCACACAGAAACCCAGGAGCGUUUGUGGACAUUGUGACAAGGAUCUCUCUAAAACGCAGUAUUACAUGCAUAAAAGACUGUAUUUCGCAAAUGGAGAUUGGGUUAGGGAAUCCAAAAGAGAUCAAACCGAUGCUGUACAGGAUUCAGUGGCAUCCAGUCAAGACCACGGACAAGACCACACCGGGGAGAGUAACGAACCCUGGAAGUUAGAAGAUCAGGAAGAGACCUGGGAAGGAAAGAUUGAAGAAGAGGAAAUGCAUCUACUGCUCGACGACCCCGAAAAAGAAUCGAUACCAAAGAUUCCAGAUAUGAACCCACCAAGUGAUGCUAAAGACAAAGCCCACAGCGAGAUUAGGAUCUCAAACGUAGUGUCCACGAUGAACGGAGGUCCCCUGAACGUUACAUCGCCAUCAACACCACUGAGCAAUGGAGACGGUCUUGCACCCAGAGACAGGAUCCUGAUGGCUGCGAUUAAUGGUGUGUCCCGCCAGAUCACUGCUUUGCAACGUGAAAUGAAUCAGAACUUGGACGAGUUAAAUCAAGCCGCUGCCUCUGGCCAAGCUCUGCUGGUUUCCAUGGACGAGCGGCUGACUGCCCUGGGGAGGAACAGGUCCAGUGGGCCGGAGGGGAAGAGGAAAAGACGGGCGCAGUGUCCCAAGCUUGCGGAAUCUGUGCGACGUCUCCAUAACUCCAAGACAAAUGACAGGCGCUAUGAUCCAGAGGAAACCAUAAGCUCCCGACACAACGAGGCCGUGACUACACAUUUGGUCGAUACACUCGCUGGAAAUCCGGAUUGGCGCACUCUAAGAACCGACCUCAUUGUUUCUGCAUGUAAGACCUACUAUGCAACGGUACGGAGGAACUUCUGCUAUGGUCAACCAGAAUUUGAACAUCUGGGAACUGCACGGAAAAGUUCAGCUCGGUCUCGACAGAGAAGGCAGAGGUUGCUUGCAACGAGGCAGAGUGUCCUGGUGCCAGAUGAGGUGGAGUUCUGGAGCGGCACCACCAUCGACAUGAUGUCGGAUGAGGAGGACGGCACAUCUGAGGGGCUGUUUGGGUGGAUUGUGCGGCCUCCAUCCUUCCGCAGCCAGGAGCUCUCCGACCUGUGUGCCAAACUUCAGACUAGACUGGAAGCUGAUAAGAAGCACGCACGCGGCCACAGGCGUCUGUACACUGGGGCAGAUUCGGACAGAUUGCCACCCAGAUCCUACAAUCCAGAGAAUGCAAAGAAACAUUUUAAGCCUGAAAUUAGUCCCUAGAUCUGGGUGUUG